UGAGUGAGAAGGAGCGCACGUUGAGGCCGGCCAUUGGCCGGGGUGUGGCGGGGCGGCCAAUGGUGGCCGGGCCGUCACACGCCGCCACCCGCCGCCACACUCACACACUCGCACCUGCAUAUAUACAAUAUGCAUGAUAAAGUCGUUGCUACCAUGGAGGAAAAUCCUCCAAAGGUGAAUAAAUGGGAUGGAAAUGCUCUUAAAAAUGCGCUUGAUGAUGCAGUAAAGGACGUGUUGCUAUCACGGUUCAGUUAUGUAGAAAGCCACAAGCUGCUUGACGGUCGGCUUAUCAUAUCAUCUGUGGCAGUGGGAUUCUCAGUUUUUGCUCUUAUUUGGGAUUUACUUUAUCCAUUCCCACAGUCCAGAACUGUGAUGUGUGUGUGUGUGGUAUCCUACUUCAUCAUGAUGGGAGUUCUUACUUGGUAUACUACCUACUUGGAGUGUGGAAUCUUCUGCACAGCCCUUAAUAAAGAUGCUGCUGGGAUUGACCCAGAUGAUGUGUGGAAUGCUUCCUCUUCUCUUAAGAGAUUUGACAACAACUACCACCUGCGUCUGACACAGAAGGCUGGUAAGACAGGGCGAGCGAAGGAGGCCCGGACUGUUCUCACUGUAGAGAACUUUUUCGAUGAGACUGGCAGGCUCUUGUAUGGAUCUGUGGCAAAGGAAGUUCUACGUCUACAUUCUGAUGUAGAGCAUAAGAAAAACUAGAAUUUCUUAAUUAUUUAAGUUUGUUGCAGGAAGGAUUGGUUAAAAUGUUUUCGUAAGCACAUUACUUUAAUAUUUCCUGCUAAAUUUUUACCAAAUGUUUGGAAGGUCACAUCCUUCAAUGGUUGACAACCGGACACAGUUGUCAUAAAUGUCAUUUUGAUGUAACAUUCCCAGUGAGUACAAUAUCAGAGUAAUAUUAAUUCAAUGUUGAACAAAAGUUAUCAGCCUUAAUUUAUGAGUAAUAAACAUUAUCAAUAUUGAAUAAUUAUCACCAUUAAUUCAGUGUUGAGUAAAUGUUACACUUGGAUAUUGUGCCCACUGGGUUCAGGCUUCCAUGAAGCUGAUCAUGGUGUUGGUGUUAAUUCUUUUUGAUAAAUGUAUGUACAAAUAUGAAGGGACAUUUACACUUGACAUUUAAUUUAAAUUAGGUAAUUAUACAUGUAAGAUUCAUGUGUAUUUGGUUGUAUUAUUGCCUAUUAUCAGAUAAUUAAGUUAAAACUGUUAUGCUGUCAGUCUUUGAUCCAAAGUUAAUUUGUAUUGAUACAUUCUCUGAUGUCAUUUCUAUAUUGGCUAUUGAUUUAUCAAACUGUUUUUACAAGGAAUUUUUGUUAGCUACCAAGUAAAGUGGACAUGCUUAUGUAACUAGUAUUAGUGCAAUUUCUAAAGGUAGAUGUCCAUUGACAUUGGGAUUUGUUUUAUUAAUAUACAUGAAAUGAACUUUUACCAUCUUGACGUGUCUGAAUAAAAAUCAUGAUUA
This is a messenger RNA of Procambarus clarkii (red swamp crayfish), 1465 nucleotides long. It is a transcript of the gene Spase25, whose product is annotated as Signal peptidase complex subunit Spase25. Lineage: Eukaryota; Metazoa; Arthropoda; Malacostraca; Decapoda; Cambaridae. Gene Ontology annotation, biological process: protein targeting to ER. Gene Ontology annotation, cellular component: membrane; signal peptidase complex. The record is from RefSeq and is a predicted model, not a curated record.